Punica granatum (pomegranate) is the source of this 456-nucleotide messenger RNA. Lineage: Eukaryota; Viridiplantae; Streptophyta; Magnoliopsida; Myrtales; Lythraceae. The record is from RefSeq and is a predicted model, not a curated record.
AUGAUUACUGUCUUACAAGAUCAGAGUGAGUUGCGCUUGUACUAUGAGCAUGACUAUGUAGAUAACCUUAUACAACUCACUAAAGGGAAGAUUAGGGAUUUGGAGAAUAUUGAAGCUGAAAGGAGGGAACGUGAAGCUGCAGAGAAGAGGGAGCAUGAAGAGCUUCAGAGGAGGGAACAAGAAGCUGCACGGGCAAGGGAAAGAGAAUUUAUUGAAGGGAUGGCCAGACCUAGUACCGUGUACUAUGGAAAUGCAAGUCAAGUAAGGGUAAGGAAAAAAUCACUUGCUGUGAAAACAAAGAAGAAAAAGGAUAAAGGUAAUGACAAGAAAUGUGCUGACAAGAAGAAGAAGAGUAAUGACAAGAAGAGGAAAAGUACUGAAGAGAAUGAAUCUGUUAAGAGGAGGCCAAAUUACAAGAGUAAGGAUAGAUUCAAUGCUACACCACAUGCUGAAUGA